Messenger RNA from Amborella trichopoda, 1553 nucleotides. It is a transcript of the gene LCL1, whose product is annotated as LHY/CCA1-like 1. Lineage: Eukaryota; Viridiplantae; Streptophyta; Magnoliopsida; Amborellales; Amborellaceae. The record is from RefSeq and is a predicted model, not a curated record. Gene Ontology annotation, molecular function: DNA binding.
CUCUCUCUCUCUCUCUCUCUCUCUUUCAAACACCUCUCUCACUCUCUUGGAAAGCUCUGAAUGACACGCUUCUCUCUUUCUCGGUCUUUAACCCAUUCUGCCUUGGAGGAUCAUUUGGAAAUGGCGCUUUCUGCCUUAGACUCCUCUGUAACAUUCUCGGGAGACGGAGUGAAGAAGAUCAGAAAGCUUUACACAACCACUAAAUCAAGGGAAAUCUGGACUGGGGAGGAGCACGAUAAGUUUCUUGAAGCUCUGCAAUUAUUUGACCGCGACUGGAAAAAAAUUGAAGCAUUUGUUGGUUCAAAAACUGUUAUUCAGAUUCGGAGCCAUGCACAAAAGUACUUUUUAAAGGUUCAGAAGAAUGGUACAAGUCAACAUGUGCCCCCUCCUAGACUCAAGAGGAAAGUGGCUCAUCCAUACCCUCGAAAAGCCUCCAAGAAUGGUCAUAAUAGUGAUUUGAUGCCAGUACAUGUCUUUCAAGCUUUUUCUCCUGCACUGGGUCGAGAUCACCCUGGUUAUGUUCAGCAGGAAGCCUCAUCUUCCUCACAUGUGAAAACUGCCCAAACCUCACCUGAAGCUUCUGGAAGUUCAGGGUCGGUAAGUAAGUGCCAUUUUGAUGGUUUUAGAAGCAGGCAAAGCACUUGGUCAGAUUGCGGAACAUCUGAUCCAGGAAAUCAGAGUUCAUCACUGCAAGGUACUCUAGACUUCUCUCAAGUGUACAGUUUCAUCGGCGGCAUAUUUGACCCACAUGUGAGUGGUCAUUUGCAGAAACUGAAGGAGAUGGAUUCUGUAAAUGUUGAAACAGUUUUAUUAUUGAUGAGGAACCUCUUCAUCAAUUUGUCCAAUCUUAAUUUUAAGGAGCAUGAAAUGUUGUUGAAAAGGUACAAUGAUAAUGAUGAUAAAGCUGGUGGUGCUGCAGAAAACCAGGGCAAUAACUUUGAACACCUUCUAAUGGAUUGCUGACAGCUUCACCAAUUUACAUUUAUGGCUAUAUGCAAAAAAGUAUAAAAAGAUUGGCACCAACUGCAACAGGGAAAUUGGAUUAAAAAAAGGUAUGUGCUCUCUAUCUGAUCCUUUUUUUUUUAUAUUUUCUCUAUUCUGGGAUUUGCCUUUUGAAUCCAACAUAUGUACUAAAAGGUCGGCCGCCUUUGCCCCAUAAGACGAUCCGCCUAGGCUUCUAACUUAGGGUGGCCCUCCUUAUGUGGGCUUGUGAUGCACCGAGGCGAUAUAGUUGCUGAGAGCUUUUCAUCAACUUUCAUGUUUGGCUUGUUAUUGGUUUUUUAAUGAAAUUUUGAAUGUUGAAUUUGAUACCCUCAUUCAUUUCUUUUUUAAUUUCUUAAUGAUGAAUAUAUAUUUGGAAAUUGCUGCUCUUGUAUUAAUCACUGUGACAGUACUGUCAACUGAAUCACCUAAUUGAGCAUGUACAAAGUUUCCAAAAUCCAUAUACAAUACUUUAUGCAGUAGUAAUACUAGUAUCGCUCUGUAAUCCCGUGGUCAGUUGAGGGCCGCUUACUGCAUGCUUAAGUUUGAUUUUGUAUAGACCAGAAUUGUGU